This is a messenger RNA of Daldinia loculata, 1450 nucleotides long. RefSeq names its product eukaryotic translation initiation factor 6. Gene Ontology annotation, cellular component: nucleolus; preribosome, large subunit precursor; cytosol. The record is from RefSeq and is a predicted model, not a curated record. The transcript is spliced from 3 exons. NCBI's taxonomy places the organism in Eukaryota, Fungi, Ascomycota, Sordariomycetes, Xylariales, Hypoxylaceae. Gene Ontology annotation, molecular function: ribosomal large subunit binding. Gene Ontology annotation, biological process: maturation of LSU-rRNA; ribosomal subunit export from nucleus; assembly of large subunit precursor of preribosome. The coding region runs from base 223 to 963 and encodes 246 amino acids.
AUUACUUGUACCUAUAGCCCCACAUGAAUAUUUUAGAUUAAAAUACGCAGCAUUAUCCCAUGCCUUAGUGCCUCUACUUACAUAUUCUUACAUAGCAGAACAACCGAUUUCUUCUUCUUUCAGCAUCUACUUUACUUUACCUCUUCAAAAACUCGAAUACCCUCCCGUUCAAAAUUACGGCCGAUACAGUGUCUAGCAAUACAACUUGGUAGCGGACAAAUCAUGGCUGUGCGCGCACAAUUCGAGAACUCCAACGAGGUCGGCGUCUUCGCGACACUCACCAAUUCUUACGCUCUGACCGCCGUCGGCGCGAGCGAAAACUUUUACAGCGUCUUCGAGGCUGAACUGCAAGAUGUCAUUCCCAUCUGCCGAACUACAAUCGCCGGCACGCGCAUCAUCGGCCGGUUAACAGCGGGAAACCGGAAGGGUCUUCUCGUACCCACUUCUACUACCGAUCAAGAACUGCAACAUCUGCGCAAUUCCUUACCUGACGAGAUCAAGAUCCAAAGAAUAGAGGAACGUCUAUCCGCCUUAGGCAAUGUUAUCGUCUCAAACGAUCACAUAGCUCUAGUCCAUCCGGAUCUGGAGCGCGAGACGGAGGAGAUUAUUUCAGAUGUUCUAGGUGUCGAGGUUUUCCGGCAGACUGUUGCGGACAACGUGCUUGUCGGAAGCUAUAUGAGCUUGAGUAAUCAGGGCGGAUUAGUGCACCCCAAGACCAGCAUCCAAGACCAGGACGAGCUGAGCAGUCUUCUGCAAGUACCGCUCGUUGCGGGCAGUGUGAACCGAGGCAGCAAUGUGGUUGGCGCUGGUAUGGUGGUCAACGACUGGUUGGCGGUGACGGGGUUGGAUACGACGGCGACGGAGCUUAGUGUCAUCGAGAGUGUCUUCAGACUAGGCGAGGGCGCUGCGCCGGGCAAUGUCGGUGGCAAACUGAAGGACACCAUGGUGGAGAGUUUCUACUGAAGAACCAAUUUUGUGGUUGGUCAGGACCUGGCUUCAAAUUGGUAUUGGGGUUCGUGAAAUCCCGAGCCUACCUUGAUGAAUGCGAGUUUCCUCGGAUGGAAACGGCUUGCCGUCUUAUUGCGGAUGAAUAUACCAGCCGCCCAACUAGUAUAACGGACAGCUGAAUAUCAGCUUUAUGGUUGUUAUGCCGGGACAAGGGCAUGGCAAUUAGUUAUUCAAUGAAGCAUUCCGACUACCUGUAGCUGAGGAGUAUUCCAAGAUAUACAUGGUUGGUGUUAACGUCAGUGGAACUCUGCAUCAUGUGAAAUGUGGGAAGCGAGUUAAAACAUUAAGACAGUAUACAUCGAGGUGACCUAUUAACUAAAACAUUGAUUCUUUUUAGUGUCGGCUGGAUACGUAUUGGUGAAACUGGUCUUAACGUACUAUGAUGUCUACAAGGAGCCUCCGGCCAGAGUAGUGAGGUUACUAAAACAAUAGCAAUAGCAAG